Orcinus orca (killer whale) is the source of this 9233-nucleotide messenger RNA. RefSeq names its product coiled-coil domain-containing protein 162-like. The record is from RefSeq and is a predicted model, not a curated record. Lineage: Eukaryota; Metazoa; Chordata; Mammalia; Artiodactyla; Delphinidae.
GAUGGGUACCACUGAUUCAGAAAGGCUCUGCCAUUCCCCAUCUUUGACAUUUUGGCAUUGAAGUAAUUUUUAAUUGAUCUUCUAAAUUUCUCUGAGAAGUUUAUAAGGCCAGCAGCCUCCAAAGUGGAGGCAUAUAUCCCAGGGGUGUGGGAAGAAAAUACUAGAACUUCUAAAUAGAUUACGUCUGUAUGUAAGAAGCCCAUGUUACGUGCUACACUAAGGCAUCCUGAAGUGACCACGGGGAGGGAAUGCACAAGAGAAUAAUAAGAAAGAGUAGAGUUGACAGUACUAAUCCUAGUACAUGCUUAUCUUUAGCCACAUUAUGAGGUUAAAAAAGAUAACCUAAUCACAUCUAAGAAGUCAGACAAAACUUUUUUUUAAGUCAAAGAAACUAUUGGGAAUGUGGAUUGAGAUUCAUUCUUAUUGUUGAUGAAUCUCACCCUAUGUACAUCAUGCUUUGCAAUAUUAGCCAUCGAUAGUACUGGAGGUAGUUAUGAAUACAUAAACAGACAUAUGUUAAAGGUGAGUGAACAAAAAUGCUUUUCUUGAAGGAAGCACAAUCAAAACAUUUGGGAGAACAUGGGCCAAGUCAGCAUUUCCCCAGAAGUGUGCCCUGGAAUACUAACUCCUCAGCAUGUUAAUGCAGUAGUUCUCCCAACCCCCCUUCACUAACAGACUCAUGGAUUACCUGAAGCUUUCCAUUCUUUUGGUAGCACAAGCCAGCAAAGUACUCACUAAUCACAGCCUUUGGGUUGCAUAUGUUUACCUAGCAUCAUUGAUCGUUGUUUGCUCCAAACCUGUUUGUGCCAGUUUUACUUGUCAUUGUGUUUGAGUAAUUUAAUUAUUAUGUAAACCAAUGAAAUAGGAGUACAAAAAGAAAGAUCUGUUCUCUAAAAACUAAGUUGAAAUAGAUAAACUGUGGUACAUCCAGUCAACGGAAUAUUACUGAACGCUAAAAAGAAAUGAGCUAUCAAAUCAUGAAAAGACAUGAAGGAAACUUAAAUGUAUAUUACUAAGUGAAAGAAGCCAACCUGAAAAGGCUGCAUAUUGUAUGAUUCCAACUAUGUGACAUUCAAAAAAAGACAAAACCAUGGAGACAGUAAAAAGAUCAGUGGUUGCCAGCAGUUGAGAGAGGAGAGAACAAUGAAUAACAGAGCACAGGGGAUUUUUAGGGCAAUGAAACUAUUCUGUAUGAUACUACAGUAGUGGAUACAUGCCACUAUACAUUUGUCCAACCCAUAGUUUCACAAGAGUGAACUGUAAUGUACACUGUGGACUUUGGAUGAUAGUGAUGUGUCAAUGUAUGUUCAUCAGUUGUAGCAGAUGUACCACACUGGUGCGGGAUGUUGAUAGCCGGGGAGGCUGUAUGUUUUGGGUGAGGGUGCAGGGGAUUUAUGGGAACUCUCUGAAUUGUCUGUUCAAUUAUUCUUUGAACCUAAAACUUCUUUUAAAAAAACAAAAGAUGAUGCUUUUGGAUUGUUUCAUGGUCUUUAAGAUUUCUCUCCAUAAAAAGAAACACGCCAAAAACACACACACACUAGAAAUUGUAGACCACACACUAUGUAUUAUGAUUUAUAGAGGAAAGAUGGUACAGAACUCCAGUGAGUGGGUAUAUACAAAGAAAAAGCCUAGGCUCUAUGUUAGAAGAUUGGCAAAUGUUUGUAUAUUUGUGUUUGUUUGGGUCUUUUUUGCGGUACGCGGGCCUCUCACUGCUGUGGCCUCUCCCGUUGCGGAGCACAGGCUCCGGACACGCAGGAUCAGCGGCCAUGGCUCACGGGCCCAGCCGCUCCGCGGCAUGUGGGAUCUUCCCGGACCGGGGCACGAACCCGUGUCCCCUGCAUCGGCUGGCGGACUCUCAAGCACUGUGCCACCAGGGAAGCCCUAUUUGUGUAUUUUUAAUUUAAAUAAAAUGUUUGAGAUAGUGCAUGUCAUUUUUUAAGCAUUCUCUGGUUUAACAGACUUCUUAUGAUUGACGAACCAACUCUUAGUCUUGAUUGCAUUGGACAGGAGGAUUUCUACUGUGUUUUGCAGGGGUUAGGGAAGAAGGGUUUUAUUUGCUUUUUAAAAAUAAGUUUCGGAAACUGGGAGUAAAUAAUGUUAGAAAGGUUCCUUUACUCCAGACUUUCUCAGAGCCUUACUAUCCUACUGUGUGUUGAAUCUCCAGAGAGAGAGUAUGAAAUGUUCUUUGAAUUUAUUUGACCACAGAACCCUUUUAUUCCCUUGGGAAUAUCUUUCAUCACCUCAAAGAACUAGUGUUCUGGGAAGCAGUUUGAGAAAUACAGGAGUACAAAAUUCAUACAUAUGCUUGAAGCAAUAAGGUGUUCCACCUACCAAUUGCCCCCAGCCACCCAGCUGAUCAAGAGAACAACGUGAUUGGCAGUUGUGUGCCUUCAAAUUUCAACUCUUCCUUGGCUUAGGAUGCAGGGGCCCCUCAGGUGCAGAGCGUUGGUGGUUGUGUUAGAGAAGUGAAGUGCUGCCAAACCAGGGUGCCCUUCAGAAGGAGGGGGCUGUGUGGGUGGGGGGUGUUCAGAGAGGAGGAGAGGGGAAGUCGUUUGGCCACCAGGAAGUCAAAGUUUCCUUCAGUCAAAUGACCUAGGAACAGAGUGAGAGGGAAGAAAAAAACCACAAUUGUACCCCCAGUGUGCUAUCUCCCUCCCACCUCCAUGCUUUGUCUUAAAGAAGCCAUGCACACACACACACACCUAAAAUGGGACACAUUUGGAGACCACCAACACCACCUGGCCAGGAACUGUUUCUCUUGGAUGAAUUCUUCUCAUCCUGACUUCGCCUGACUCCUGCCUACAGAUGCAGGUGCAUGUCUGAACUUGAACUCAGGAGGAGGAAGCAUGAGGGAAGAAUUCCCAACACUUCAGUAAAAUAUUACCCCCUUAGCUGAACCCAUAGCUAAACCCCAAACCAGCUCUGUGGGCAUUUGCCAGGUGAAGAUCCCCAAACUAGAAGUGUGUGGCCCCUCGCAAGGAUUAUCUGUGAGCCAGAGACCUGCCAGGAGAGUACCCUGGAAAAAGUAUCCAGUUUCUUAUCUGAGCAUUUCUGAAACAUACAUGAGCUCUGUCUUGUCAAAGUUUAGACUUAUGGAAGUCUUAAACAUCUUAGAAGUAUGAACUUCUAGGCACAACAUUAACUCUUGGAUUUUCUACUUCAACUAUGUUAGGACAGUGGUGAUAUGUCUAUUCACCUUUAUUAUCCUAAAGAAAAAGCAAAAUCAGAUUUAUUUGUUUAUGAUGGAAAGUAGCCAAUUGUAGAAGAAAUGUUGAAUUCCAUUUUGAAAAACAGGACCCCUGAUAAAUAAUAAGUGCAAAUACCAGAGGCUCCUGCUCUGUCAUAUCCACAUUUCGGGGAGGAUUUUGCUGGACGCUUGCUCUUGUGUGCACUGAGUCUCCUGUCUGAAAAUGAAAGUAUGAGUAGGAAAUCUCAUCUAAAAUUAAAAACAGGUGGGGGCAGGGAGAGGCCCUGUGGGUACACUUGCUGGUGGCCAACCCCACCCCCAACAGAAAAGGGAGUGGGGCGGGGCUUGGCUUCCACCUCUGAAGCCCUAUGGCUCUGUCAGUUUCAGGACUCCCCCGGAGUGGGAAGAGGAGAGAAAUCGGUGAGUGAGGUUAAGAGGUGCAAGCUUCCAAUUACAAAGUAAGUGAGUCAUGGGGACAAAAUGUACAGCAGAGGGAAUAUAGUUAAUAAUAUUGUAAUAACUUUGGUGACAGAUGGUAACUAGAUUUAUGGUGGUGAUCAUUUUGUAAUGUAUAGAAAUAUUGAAUCACUAUGUUGUGCACCUGCAACUAACACAAUGUAGUAGGUCAAUUAUACCUCAAUUAAAAAAAAAAAAAAGACUCUCCUGGGGCCAUGGGCGAGGAAGUAGGCCUCACACAAAAUGAUUACGUACACAAGUACUUUUGCUCUCCCAUAUGGAAGUUAAAGAGUGUUGACAUACUUCAUUUUUCCAGCACUGUCAUAUUAUUUUUAAAUUUGAUUUUAUUUUUUAACAGAUAAUGCAUUUACCUGGUUCAAAACUCAAAAUGACAUAAAACAUAUAUAUUUAGCAGGCUUGUUGCCACCAUUGACCCCCUUCUGCCACCCCUAUGUAAUCAUCUAUUUCAGUUUUUAAUAUAUCCUUCUCAGUGCUUUUUAUAUAUAUACUAUUUCAUUCUUUUAUUCAAUGCCUAUUUCCUAAGCACCUGCUAUUUUCUAGGCUAUAUAUUUUAAGCACUGUUUUGGGCAUACAGUAGUUCUCCCUUUUCUGUGGGGAGUAUGUUGCAACACCCCUAGUGGAUGCCUAAAACCAGGGGUAGUACCAAACCCUAUAUAUACAUACAUAUAUAUAUAUAUAUAUAUAUAUAUAUAUAUAUAUAUAUGAUUUAUAUAGUAUACUGUGUUUUUUUCCUAUACACGCAUACCUACGAUAAAGUUUAAUUUAUAAGUUAGGCACAGUGAGAGAUGAACAAUAACUAAUACUAAAAUCGAACACUUAUAACAAUAUAUUAUAAAAAAGUUAUGUGAAUGUGAUCUCUCUCGAAAUAUUGUACUGUACUCACCCUUCUUCUUGGGUUGGUAUGAGAUGAUAAAAUGCCUACGUGAUGAGAGGAAGUGAGGCAAAUGACGUUGGCAUUGUGAUUUAGCACUGGGCUUCUGUUGAUCUUUCUGACAGCUCAGAAAGACGAUCGUCUGCUUCAGGUGACCCUGGAUCAUCGGGCCAUUAUGACGUCCAUGGUUGGAUGUCAGGAGACUAUGUUAGUGGUUGGGGAUCUCGGGUAAGGUGGGAUGGAGCAGGAUGGCCCAAGAUUUCAUCGUGCUACUCAAAAUGGUGCUCAAUUUAAAACUUACGAAUUGUUUAUUUCUGCAAGUUUCCAUUUAAUAUUUGCAGACUGCAGUUGACCACAGGUAACUAAAACUGCAGAAAGCAAAACCACGAAUAAGGGAAGACUACUGUACAUCCUAACUGUCAUGGAGCAAAAAUCCUUACUCUCAUGGAAUUUAUCAUCUAGAAGGGGGUAGACAGACAAUAAUCAAUGAACAUAAGAAAUAAGAAAAUAAUGGAGUGAGGAGGAUGGUGGUGUGAAGGUUCAAACGGGCACAUUGUAAUUUUAAAUAGGGUAGUCAGGAUAGACUUCACUGAGAAAGUGACGUUUUGAGCAGAGUUGAGGAAGGUGAGGGAGUUAGCUGUGUGGGUAUCUGGGGGAAGAGCAUUCCAGACAGAAAGACAGCCCAUACAAAGGCCCGAAGCAGAGCAUGCCUGUCAUAUUCAUGGAACAGCAAAGACCCAAGUGUGGCUGGAGUGGAGAGAGUGAGGAAGAGUAGUAGGAGAUGAAGUCAGAGAGGAAGCAUGAAAGGACAACAGACUGUGCAGGAGCUUGCAAGGACUUCAGUUUACUCUGAAUGUGAUGGGGAGCCUGUCCCAGAUUUUGAGUGGCAUGAUCUGACUUACACUUGAAUAGAAUCUCUCUGGCUGCUAUGUUGGGAACAAAGGGUGGAAGAAGGGAGAGGCUGGUUUUGAGGCUAUUGCAGUAAUCCAGGCAAGAGGAGAUGGUGAAUCAAACAAGGUUGGGAGCAGUGGAAGUAUUAAGUGGUAAGAUUCUGGGCAUAUUUUUAAAGUAGUCACUGAUGAACUGGGUAUAGGGUUUGGGAAAAAGAGAAGAGUCCAUGAUGACUCCAAGGCUUUUGACCUGAGCAACUGGGAAAACUGAAUUGCCAUCAGUUGAGAUGGCAGGUUAGGGAGGGAAGAUCAGAAAUUUAAUUAUGCACAAGUGAAGUUUGAAAUGCCUUUUAGACAUCCAAGAAGAGAUGCCAAGUGGAUAUUAGAUCUAAAUUUGAGGGUUGUCAGCAUACAGAUGGUAUUUAGCCAUGAUACUAAAUGAGAUAGCCAAGGGGGUGAGUGCAGAUAGGAAAAACAAAAACGGUGAACCAAGGGCUGAGUCCUAGGACACUCUAAUGUUAAGAGCUGGUGGUAGAGGGGGGAGGCAGGAGGAGAACCAGCAAAAGGAACCUACAGGGAACAGUGAGGUAGAGGAAAACUAGGACAGGGUGGUGUCCCAACGUCUGUGAUGGAAGUUUCUCAAGAAGGAGGAAGUGAAAAAUUGUGUGAAAUGUUAUUGGCAGUCAAGUAAAACCACUGGCUUUAGCCAUGUUGGGGUCACUGGUGUUUAUGACAAAUCAGUUUCAGUGGAGUGAAAGGUAAAAGCUGUGUGAGUGGGUCUAAGAAGGAUUUUGAGAGAAGUCACAGACAUUAAGUACAGACAUCUCUUUCUGAGAGAUUUGCUAGAAAGGGAGCAAAGAAAUGAGGCAAAAGCUGACAGGGGAAAUGGGGUCAAGUGGAGAAUUUUUAUGAGGUGGGAGAAAUGUGUGCUCUUGUGAAUGAUUCAGGAAAGAGGGGAGAAGUGAUGAUAUCAGAGAAAGGCAAAUAUUUGGACCAAUGACCUUGAAUAGACUUGAGGGGAUAGCCUCUCCCUUUAUUGUUAUUUUCUGUAUCUUUCUUUUAAAAGAUAGCAUUUUAUACCCACUUUUCUACACCUUGCAUUUUCCGCUUAAUCUAUGGUUCUUUUCACAUCAGUACAUGGAGAAAUUCUUCUCUUUUUUUACAGCUGCAUACUAUCCCAUUGGAAGAAUAUACUACAGUUUGUGUAUUGUUUCUAAGUUUUUGCUGUCCUCAGCAAUGCUAUUCUGAAUAACUGUGUAUAUGCCUCAUCACAUGUGUGUCAGCCCUGUUGCUGCUUCAGUGCAGGAGCUAAAGUUCAUCUUCUGCGGCUCUCAACAUUUCUAAUGUGUGACUCUUUCUUCUCUCUUUUGGAUUUCCUCCUCUUUUUUUAUUAACUCUGCAUUCAAAUUAAUUUUGCCUUGUAACACCAGGAAUGUACUUAAAUAGAUAAAUAUAAUAGCUCUUCAUUUUUUUCUGAUCGUUGUGUUAGGUCAAAAUAAUUGUUCAGAUACAUAUAGGGACUUUAUGAAAACAGAUGCCAUAUAGGAUCAAUAAUUAUAUUUGAUUUGGGAUUUUUAGUUAUGGUAACAAAAUAUUGUUCACUGGACUUCAGAGGUACUUUUCCAAAUCUUUUUGUUAGGAAUCUUGUUAGAGAUCUUCCUUAUUCCCAUGUUCUGGAGGAUCCUGUGUCCUCAACCACCACCUCCCCUCCCCUGCCUCACCCAUUAGUUUUUGUGUAUUUGGAAGUGACAGCUUGUGUCCAGUGUUAUGUCUCAGACAGUUGCCAUCUCGUAGCUAUUAAUGGUUGUUCAAUAUUUUCUGGUACUGGUGUUGGUAUGUUUCUCCCCUAGACCUUUGGAAACACCAAGUCAUGAGAGAAAACUUUUCAGUUAUCAGACUACAAAUAGUUGAAAAUUUUGUACAGAGAUUACUGGAGAAUUACCAGGAUGGUGGACUAGAAAUCACUUUCAGGAAAGACCACCUCGAGACCUGCCUCCUUUCCCUGGGUUGUGAUGUGAUGGCCAAAGAAUGCAGCAACUUCGAGAGCUACUCCAUGUGUUAAGAGCAUGUAUUGGAGCAUGCUAGGCAGAAGCUCUGCCAGAAAGAGCAAGAAUUAGACAUUAUACGAAGAGGUCAGAGGCCACCUGAAGACAAGGCUGGUCAGAUUGCAGAGCUCAGUCACAAUAUGAUCAUGGAAGUCACUGCUCUGACUCGACUCACGGAUUGGGAGGAGGAGACUCUGGAUCUCAAAAAGCAAAUUCGAAAAGAAGUCCAAGAAGAAUAUGAAGCAUUAGUUCAAGCUUUGUUUGUGACAUGUUUGCACAUCAAAAAGCUGGAUGAGAAUCAGCUUAAUUUGAUCCAGAAAGUGUGUGAGCUCAUCGGUGAAGUAAGAACAGAAGGGACUGACAAUACGAAAGAAAGGCUAAAGAAGAAAUGGGGCUCCACCAGACCUGACGAAGAAAUGAAAGAAAAUCCAGCCAUAGAGCAGCUGCUGGCCUUGGAGCAGGACAACUGCAGCCUGGCCGCCCUGGUGUGCAAAAUGAGAAGCCUGGGCCACUGGAGGCUGGCGGUGCAGCAGGCGCACUUCCGGGGCCAGCUGAGCAGGGCUGAGAAGGAAGCUAUGCAAAGUAAAAAAGAGUGUUUGAACAUCAAACUAAUGGCAGAACAAGAAGUGCUUUUAUUUUGUCAACAGCUAUUGGCUCUAAGGCAGGCCCUGGCCAGGGCUGAGGCAGACAACGUGAGGAUAUGCAAGUAGCAGGAGAGCCAGGCACAAUUGCUGAAAGAAUUAGAACACAGAGUGACCCAGGAAGCUCGCCACCGGCAGCAGGUGGAUUUAAUGAAAACCUCUAGCAUGGAGAAGCUUUUGGAGGAUGUGGAGCAAAAAGAACAGCACCUGCAGCUCCUUACUGAAGAGUCCAAGAUGACUUCUAAACUGGGCCAGCUCCAGCAGAAGAAAAUUCAGAGAGAACUCUGACAGAUGAGAAGCCGGCUUGCCCACGAGCGUAGCAUGGAGCUGGAUGCUUUCCAGUGGAUGGAAGAGCUACAAAGUCAGCUUAGUGACACUGAGAGAUCCUCUGCCCAGAGGAGCUCACCAGGCGGCCUUAUAUCCCUGGCUCACUACUCCCUAAGUUCUGCUUCCACAUCAUCCAGAUACAGCCAGUAACACCUUUUAAAGACUCAUCUCAUGGGCAGUAAAAUAACAAGAAGGAUUCAAAGGCCAAAGACUGUACCUAUUAAACACAAAAAAAGAAUUGACCAUGUCUUCCUACCCAAUGUGGCAGAAAAUGUUCAACUUUCAGGUUUUCAAGUUAAAAUGGCUCCAUCCAGAAUCCCAUUCAGACCUGACUGUGGUGAUGAUGCACUUCCACAGUAGCAGAAGCCAACUGCCAAGACAAGGUGGGACAUCUAUCAUAAAGGGCAGCAGGGACAUGUGAGUAGUCAAAAUGCCUUGGCACACAGAGAUGUUUGGUGGUUGAUGCACCUCCAUGAAUGAAAUCCUAUGGGCAGCCAACUAUUGAUAGAACAUUGCUUGAUCUACACAGGAGAAACUCUGGUAGCCAAAACCUGACUUGAAUAGGCACAAUGAAGAGUUACAGCCUCUCAUCCAGAUUCCAGACCUAAGUCAAUUCACAGACCAGGGCCCCUUAACUACAGGAGGAUAGAUCCCCUUGAAGGUACAUACCAUAAAUCUUCCUCCAUUUUCCUAGGUGUCUAUAAUUAUUUGCUAGAGUGACUGUUCAUGAGAGGAAAAAAAAAAAUCUAGACCAUUUGGCAUUUACUAGGUACUACCUCUAAAUUAAUUCUACCU